Messenger RNA from Vanessa atalanta (red admiral), 729 nucleotides. RefSeq lists its product as uncharacterized. The transcript has a single exon. The record is from RefSeq and is a predicted model, not a curated record. Lineage: Eukaryota; Metazoa; Arthropoda; Insecta; Lepidoptera; Nymphalidae. Bases 1 to 729 code for a protein of 242 amino acids.
AUGGACUCAUUAAAACAGUCUUUCUCUGCUAUGUCUGAGAUGUUUCACACUAGAAUGAACGAGUUCCAGCACGAACUACAGAAGAAUUCGAGUAGCAAAAUCGCUGCGACCACUUCAUCCAUUGCUGCUGAUUUUGAAGCUUUUAAAAAUUUUAUGAUAGCCACGUUGAACACCUUACAACAUCAGGUUGAAUUCCUUAGAACGGAAUUGGAUCGUCAGGAGAUGCGAAGAAGGCGCAAAAUGCUGCUCAUGCACGGUAUCCCCGAGAUGUCUGUUUUCGCCGAGCAUCUAGAUUUGCCGAACUUUUCCAGCUCCAGUAUAAAAACGACGUAUCGUUUGGGUCGCUCACCGACAAAAAAACCAAGGCCCGUUGUGGUUAAGUUCACUGAUGUCGUGGUUCGCAAACAAGUAUGGUAUGCCAAAACUAAGUUGAAGGGCACAGGCAUCACACAGUCUGAGUAUUUAACUAAGCCUCGGCACGAUUUAUUUCUUGAAGCCCGGAAGCGCUUUGGCGUCACCAACUGCUGGACCCGCGAUGGAUAUGUGUACAUCAUCAGCCCAGACGGAGUUCGCCACCAAGUAGAGUGUCGGGGUGAUCUGGAACUUAUUCCCGUUGCGUCGAGGUCUGCAGUCGAGGAUGGUUCUCCAGCCCUGAGCCCAGGAACGGUGGUAAAGAGCCCUGAGACUAGGCUUCCCAUUUCUCGUACCAGAAGAGCGGUUAAGAAAUAA